AUGUCGCCGCCGGAUAGAAUGGCUGCGGAUCUCAGUAGGACUGGCGCUGCUGAAAGGGAUAUUGAGCAGGCAAUCACUGCUCUGAAGAAAGGAGCUUACUUGCUGAAGUAUGGAAGAAGGGGGAAGCCAAAAUUUUGUCCCUUCCGCCUUUCAAAUGAUGAGUCCGUUCUUAUUUGGUUCUCAGGGAAAGAGGAGAAGCAUCUCAAGCUAAGCCACAUAUCUAGGAUUAUAUCCGGGCAACGCACUCCAAUCUUUCAGAGGUAUCCACGUCCUGAGAAGGAAUACCAGUCGUUUUCUCUUAUAUAUAAUGACAGAUCAUUGGAUUUGAUUUGCAAAGAUAAAGAUGAGGCGGAGGUGUGGUUUAGUGGUUUAAAAGCAUUAAUAUCACGCAGCCAUAACCGGAAAUGGAGAACAGAAUCAAGGAGUGAUGGCAUUCAAUCUGAAGUGAACAGUCCCAGGACAUAUACUCGUAGAAGUUCUCCCUUGAAUUCUCCAUUUGGGAGUAAUGACAGUUUCCAGAAGGAUGGAGAGACCCUUCGUAUUCACAGUCCAUAUGGAAGUCCACCGAAGAAUGGACUAGAUAAGACUUUCUCCGAUGUGAUAUUUUAUGCUGUUCAGCCUAAAGGGGGUUUCCCCUCUGAUGCUGCUGAUGCUUCAGCCCAUUCUUUGUCAUCUGGGGGAUCAGAUAGUAUGCAUGUUCAUACAAAGGGACUAGGGAUGGAUGCUUUUAGAGUUAGCCUAUCCAGUGCUGUCAGUUCAUCAAGCCAAGGUUCUGGUCAUGAUGAUGGUGAUGCCCUAGGGGAUGUUUUUCUUUGGGGCGAAGGGACUGGAGAGGGUGUUUUAGGUGGUGGAGUUCAUAGAGCUGGGAACUGUUUUGGUGUAACAAUGGAUUCAUUGUUGCCUAAAGCCUUAGAAUCUACAGUUGUACUUGAUGUCCAGAACAUUGCUUGUGGCAGCCGACAUGCAGCCUUGGUGUCUAAGCAAGGUGAGAUUUUCUCCUGGGGGGAGGAAUCGGGAGGCAGACUUGGGCACGGUGUCGAUUCUGAUGUCAUGCAUCCGAAACUUUUGGAUACUCUUAGCAAUACCAACAUUGAGCUUGUAGCUUGUGGCGAAUAUCACACAUGUGCUGUAACGCUUUCUGGUGAUUUGUACACUUGGGGUGAUGGAACUUACAAUUUUGGUCUUCUUGGACAUGGAAAUGUAGUCAGUCACUGGGUCCCGAAAAGAGUGAAUGGGCCAUUAGAAGGCAUACAUGUAUCAUCUAUCUCUUGUGGACCGUGGCAUACAGCAGUUGUAACAUCUUCUGGGCAAUUGUUUACAUUUGGUGAUGGCACAUUUGGUGUUCUAGGUCAUGGAGACAGGAAAAGUGUAUCGUUGCCAAGAGAAGUGGAAUCCCUCAAGGGGCUCCGAACUGUACGAGCAUCAUGUGGUGUUUGGCAUACCGCUGCAGUUGUAGAAGUCAUGGUUGGUAAUUCGAGUUCUAGCAAUUGUUCUUCGGGUAAGUUGUUCACAUGGGGAGAUGGAGAUAAAGGAAGACUUGGGCAUGGUGACAAGGAAGCCAAACUUGUUCCUACUUGUGUUGCUGCUCUGGUUGAACCAAACUUUUGUAGAGUUGCUUGUGGGCACAGCCUGACUGUUGCUCUCACAACAUCGGGCCAGAUCUACACUAUGGGUAGUCCUGUUUAUGGUCAACUAGGGAACCCACAUGCUGAUGGGAAGCUUCCUGCCCGUGUUGAAGGCAAACUGUCAAAGAAUUUUGUCGAGGAGAUAGCGUGUGGUGCUUAUCAUGUUGCUGUUCUAACUUCCAGAACUGAAGUUUAUACUUGGGGGAAGGGGGCAAAUGGUAGGUUGGGUCAUGGGGAUAUGGAUGACAGAAACUCUCCUACACUGGUGGAAGCUCUGAAAGACAAGCAAGUUAAAAGUAUUGCAUGUGGUGCUAAUUUCACUGCAGCUAUUUGCCUUCAUAAGUGGGUCUCGGGUGUUGAUCAGUCUAUGUGUUCUGGAUGUCGGCUACCGUUCAAUUUCAAACGCAAACGGCACAAUUGCUAUAAUUGUGGACUAGUUUUCUGUCACUCAUGCAGCAGCAAGAAGUCUCAUAAAGCUUCCAUGGCUCCAAAUCCGCACAAGCCCUAUCGUGUGUGUGAUACUUGCUUUAAUAAACUUGGGAAAGCCAUGGAUACUGAGGCACCAUCGUCUCAUUCCUCAAUUAGUAGAAGAGGUAGUAUAAAUCAUGGCUCUAAUGAGUUUACUGAUAAAGAUGAAAAGUUGGAUUCGAGAUCUCGUUCACAGCUUGCUAGAUUUUCAUCAAUGGAGUCCUUCAAGCAAACAGAUAGUCGAUCCAAGAAAAACAAAAAACUAGAGUUCAACAGCAGCCGUGUGUCGCCGAUUCCAAAUCGAGGGUCACAGUGGGGAGGACUGAAUAUUUCUAAAUCUCUUAAUCCUAUGUUAGGUUCAUCCAAGAAAUUCUUCUCUGCCUCGGUUCCUGGGUCAAGAAUUGUUUCUCGAGCAACGUCGCCCAUAUCUAGACGGCCGAGUCCACCGAGGUCAACAACGCCAACACCAACCUUGGGUGGCCUUACUUCACCCAAAAUCUCAGUUGAUGAUACUAAAACCUCUAAUGAUGGUAUUAGCCAAGAGGUUACUAAAUUAAGAGCUCAGGUUGAAAGUUUGACUCACAAAGCUCACCUUCAAGAAGUAGAGCUAGAAAGAACAACUAAACAAUUGAAGGAAGCAAUUGCAUUCGCAGGAGAGGAAACUGCAAAAUGCAAAGCAGCGAAGGAAGUAAUCAAGUCACUCACCGCUCAACUGAAGGACAUGGCAGAAAGACUACCCGUGGGAGCAGCCAGGACUGUGAAGACACCUUCCUUCACUGCUUUUGGAUUCAAUCCUCCGAAUGAGAUGCCAACCAAUAAUGUUACUGUGGACCGCUUAAAUGGUCAAGUGACAUCCCAAGAUCGAGACACGACAAGUGGGUUAAAUACUAACCAGUUAAUCCCCAAUGGUUCCAGCACAACUAGCAGCCAUAGUUCUGGUUACAACAUCAAACAAGGCCACGCAGAAUCCACGUUGAGGAAUGGCAGCGGCAGAACAAAAGACGGCGAAUCACAUAGUGAAGCUGAAUGGGUUGAGCAAGAUGAGGCUGGCGUGUAUAUAACACUAACCUCUUUGCCAGGUGGUGGCAAGGAUCUCAAACGCGUGCGCUUCAGUAGAAAGCGCUUUUCGGAGAAAGAGGCAGAGCAGUGGUGGGCUGAGAACAGGGCAAGAGUCUAUGAACAGUACAACGUAAGGAUGGUUGAUAAGUCGAGUGUCAGCGUCGGUGGCGAGGAUUUGCCACAGUAG
Linum trigynum is the source of this 3339-nucleotide messenger RNA. The record is from the annotation of a GenBank genome assembly. NCBI's taxonomy places the organism in Eukaryota, Viridiplantae, Streptophyta, Magnoliopsida, Malpighiales, Linaceae.